This is a messenger RNA of Nematocida homosporus, 1165 nucleotides long. RefSeq lists its product as uncharacterized. The transcript has a single exon. The annotation marks the transcript as partial. The record is from RefSeq and is a predicted model, not a curated record. NCBI's taxonomy places the organism in Eukaryota, Fungi, Microsporidia.
CGUGUUAGCUAGAAAUAGUCAAAUAGUAUCGGAAUAUGAUGAGAUAACCAAUGCAAUAGACGAUCUGAAAUUCGUAAGGAAUACACUAUCAACGCGAAUAAAUCAAAUAAAGCAGGGCCAACAGAGCCGCGAGGAAACAGAACGAAAGGCUUAUGAGGGCUUGGAGUCAACCCAAUGCAGUCGCAGCUUCCUUGACGAAUUAAAGGAUAUAUUCGGACCGAGGAAGAUUAUGUUACUAUCUCAACUAGUUAAAAUAGAAAUACAACGGCAAAGUCUUGAUAUAAUUACCCAACAAAUGGAACAAUGGUUAGAGGAAAGCAAGAAUACCCAGAUGCAACCGGGACCGCGAAUAAAGAGCAUAUGUAAGCUAGCAAAUAUAGUACAACAACUAAAACAAAUUAAGAGUGACGCAAUGGACCCACAAAAUCAAUCUCCGAAUGCCGAAAUAAGCAUAGUUGAAAAUGGUCUAAUCGCAAUAGGUGUCCAAUGCAAUUCCCAUGAAUUAAAAAGCCGAAUCAAAAUGAUCAUGAUAGAAGAACUAAAGAAAAUACCACCUAAGAUUGAUACGUUAAACUGGGACGAUAUAACUCAAGUUAUAGAUCCAGUGAUAGAUCAAUUAUUGAAACAUGAUGAACCCAAAAGCCGCGACAACAUAUCUAGGAUAAUUAAAGAAACGCUAGCUCAACUUGAUGGUACAUCUAAAAACAUGGAAGUCAAAAGUGAAAGUGAAAGUGAACGGAAGCCCACAGACUCAGAACCCUCUACUUCAAGAACUCAAUCAAGCAAUCCCCAAACUAACGAAUCAGGCAUGGUUGAAGAAACGCUAGCUCAACUUAAUGAUAGGUUUAAAAACAUGGAAGUUGAAAGUGAAAGUGAACAGAAGCCCACAGACUCAGAACCCUCUACUUCAAGAACUCAAUCAAGCAAUCCCCAAACUAACGAAUCAGACAUGGACGGUAAACUUCCCUCAACUAGCAAAUCUGCUGAUCAAGAUUCUACGUUAUCUUUUAAUAGAUAUGGACUUAAACUAUCCGAGUUGGAUCAACAGGAUUGGCUUAGUAUUGGGUUAGACCCAGAGCAAGAAAAGCUUAUCUGGGAGUUUAAAAGUAUCUGUGACCGGUGCGUAUUAGAAUAUGAAACCCACCCCUAUUUAGAGGAUGAUUGA